Messenger RNA from Macrosiphum euphorbiae (potato aphid), 1341 nucleotides. NCBI's taxonomy places the organism in Eukaryota, Metazoa, Arthropoda, Insecta, Hemiptera, Aphididae. The record is from the annotation of a GenBank genome assembly.
AUGGACAAGUACGUGAAGCGCAUCAAGAGGAGAGAAGAUGAAGGUGGAAACUACACGGACGCCGACAAAUUCUACGUACCCAGCGGCCAGUGGAUGGCUGCGGACGCUGCUGUGGCCUGUGCACUAGACGUUCAACAACCUGCGGCCCCUCAAAAGUCCGAACGACCGGCCACUCCGCCUUCGCCGAUUUCGUCCGUGUCGCCGGUGUCGGAAGACAUAUCGAGAAAAACAAUAGGACGAAUGAAACGCAUUUACGUUUCUAGACGUUUGGUGUUUGAUGAUGAAGAAAAAGUCAGCGUAAACAAGGCUGUUAAUCAACAAUUGAUCAUCAACUCUCAACCAACUGAUGUCAUGAAAGAAAAGACGACUUCAGAAGAUGAUUCUUAUAUGACUAUCAUUGAUUCUCUGUCGGCUCGUGGUUUUGUCGUAAAUAAUCCCAAUCCCUGUGAUAACGGUGGUGGAUCAUUUGGACAAUAUGACCUCCAUAUGUCUGCCAGCCCAGAUCCGGAGACGACAGACAUGACAAGAGAAGUUGGUGGUGAACUGACGUCGUUGUCACCUGUUUGUGGCCAGUUUGAAUGUCUGUCAGUGUUUGAGGGCAUCGUUUACACUGUGCGUGUUGCGGCCGUCGGUCCGGCAGGUGAUAACUUAAUUGAGACAGCAAAAGUGUUAGCAACUGUUGGCCCACACCCGCACAUUGUCUCAUACUUCUGCAACUGGACUGACGCAAAGUACCAUUACAUUCAAACAGAACAGUGCCAAUCAAGCCUGUCGUCACUGCGCAUGAACAGCGUUGCUGACUGCCAGACUGUGUUGGAACACAUUUCGUGCGCGCUCCACUAUUUGCAUGAUGGUAAGAUGUACUCUCACAAUUGCGUCAACCGCCAAAACAUCUACUUGGCCUUGGACGGUGACCGCGUUGUGUACAAGCUAGGAGGGUUCGAAGCGGCCACUAAGAUUCUAGUGGAUAAUAGUGCCGCAGCAGCUGAUGUCCAAUCUUUGUGUUUGAUGGUGUUAGAGCUGAUCGAGAACGGAGAUGGGUGGUCCGCUGAUGAGGAAGAUCUGAGGCUGUAUCUGUCAAACAUGUCAGGAACAGUAAAUCCGGGCGCCGCAAACGCUUUAUCCGUUUGGCGUUGGUGUUGUGGCACCCGACACCGGCCACCACUACUGCAAUCACUCCAGACCAGCUUUUCGAACAUGAACAUGAUGUAUUGUAACCUCGGAACAAAUAAUAAGGAUAGAGUAGGUGCAGCCGAUCAAAUCGCAGUAGUGUCAUUACUCAGAAAAAAUGAAGCGCGUCGAGCUUCAGAAAUUACUAUGGAUACCACUCCAAGAAAGUGA